GGACUAUACCUGCACUCCCCCACGUCUUCAAUACAAUAAAAGGCGCUUGCCUGCAUUGGUCUUGUGUUUCUACCGCAUGAAUCGGUAUCAUGCUAGACCAAAUUUCGAUUCCUUCGGUGCCUCAAGGGCCACUGCCUCAACCGCACUUGGCGUACGAGCAAUCCAGUCAAGCUAGGAAGUGGCACUUCACCACUCGACAGCUGCACGAUCUACGCAAAGCUAGCAGUGACGCAACCAAGUUGCGAGUCCUGAAGGCCUGGAAGGCCGAGGAAGAUGCCGUUCUGCCAUCAGACACGGUGCCACCGCCUGUAGCAUUGACUUCUGCAGCUCAAGUGGAGCAGGAGCUUCCUUCUCUCGAAGAGCAGCAGGCGCUCAUCAUAUUCUACAUGCUCAAAAUACCUGGUCUGACUCGUGCCUUCAAGCUUCCGGAAUUGGUGGAAGCUUCAGCAACGACAUAUAUGAAACGGUUUUACCUCCGCAAUACGCCCUUGGACUAUCAUCCAAAGAACAUCAUGCUCACAUGCAUCUAUCUCGCAACGAAGACGGAGAAUUACCCGAUCUCGCUGGGAUCAUUCUCGCAGCGCAUUGCUGGCAAGAACACAACGCCAGCAGCGAUAGAAGAAAUUCGUAAGGCGAUCAUUGAUCUCGAAUUCCCAAUUUCUCGGGCGCUUGACUUCGAAUUCUCUGUUCACGGGGUACACCGUUCCUUAACGGGGCUCCUCCUUGAGAUAGCGUACACCUCUCAGCAACGCGACGCAACUGCUGCCACAGCGGCAGCAGUAGACGAAGUGCUCUCAAAGGAAGCACGCCUCCACGCUUCCACCUCGCGCCUUACAGAUGCAGAGCUGCUCUUUGCGCCGGCGCAAAUCGCAUAUGCAUGCGUGCGCAGGUCGGGCGUGGCGAGCGACAAAGGCAAGCAGGCGUGCAGGGAAUGGUUUGACGGGUUGCAGGCGAGGGCGAGAGACAUGAGACGGCGAGAGAGGGAAGAGAGGAAGCGUUGGCAGGAAGGAAAUGCUGUGCUUGCGGAAGGGCAAGAGAAGGGAAGCGGCGUGGGCGAGCGCAGCCAUUCAGACUCUACCGCCAAGGGGAGAUCGGGCGACAAGAACUGCAAUGGAGAUGGGCCUCAUCCGAUGGAAAAACAGCUGGGCGACGACGUAGAAGAUGUGCCCCUGAGAGUCAGCUUUGAGGAACUUGAAGCCAUUGCAACUCGAGUGGAUGGCAUGAUUACCAAGAUGGAGCAGAACAAAGCGGAUAUCAAAGCGGACACGGUCAAGGACAUUGACAGAAGGUUGAAAUUGUGUCAAGAUCCGGUCAACAUCCCUGGCACUAAAUUAAACAUUAAGGCAGAAGCCUACCGCGAAGCCGCUGCUACUCAACGGCGAAAGAGGAAGGCGCAUGACAGCGCGAGCGCAAGCAUCUCUAACUCUGCUGGUGCUGCAGGACCGCAUGGGUCUAAAGCAGGGACAUGUUCGUUGGCAGACCCCUUCGCGGACGAUUUCAAAGGCGAUACCAACGCGCCCAACCGCGGUGGCGGCCUUUUUGGGAAUGCCAUUGCCAAGAAACAGAAGUUGGAGAAUGGCGAGAGCGCAUGAAUACAGGAAAAUGCGUUGUAAACUUUCGAAGAAUUCUAUCAUAC
Molecule: messenger RNA, 1636 nt
Organism: Tilletiaria anomala UBC 951
Lineage: Eukaryota; Fungi; Basidiomycota; Exobasidiomycetes; Georgefischeriales; Tilletiariaceae
Product: cyclin-like protein
Exons: 4
Coding region: 90-1592 (500 amino acids)
Biological process (GO): regulation of transcription by RNA polymerase II; regulation of cyclin-dependent protein serine/threonine kinase activity
Cellular component (GO): transcription factor TFIIK complex; nucleus
Molecular function (GO): cyclin-dependent protein serine/threonine kinase regulator activity
Source: RefSeq, a predicted model, not a curated record